CAUGAAGUUGUAGCCCGCAACUAAUGUCCGAGACGCAAAACCCUAAUUUCUACUAUUGUCGCCCACUUCAACUCGCACAGCUUCUUCCAAGACGGAGCAGCAAUCUCCUCCUCUUUCUCUACACGAGCCAGAUCAUCCAGCGACAAAAUGUCCGGUGAGGAGGCUGCCGUUGCUGUUGAGUCGCCUGCACCUCUUGGUGAGGCCCUGGACUUGAUGGCUGCAUUGCAGCUAGUCCUCAGGAAAUCUUUGGCUCACGGUGGGCUUAUUAGAGGUCUUCACGAAGGUGCAAAAGUGAUCGAGAAGCAUACUGCCCAGCUCUGCGUAUUAGCAGACGACUGUAACCAGCCGGACUAUGUUAAACUUGUCAAAGGCCUUUGUGCUGAUCAUGGAGUUGGCCUCUUGACUAUUCCUAGUGCUAAGACCCUUGGCGAGUGGGCUGGUUUGUGCAAAAUCGAUUCUGAGGGCAAGGCCAGGAAGGUGGUUGGUUGCUCUUGUGUUGUGGUUCAGGAUUAUGGUGAGGAGAGUGAAGGUCUUAAUGUUGUUCAGCAACACGUCAAGUCUCACUGAAUAGAGGUGGAUCAUAAUUUGUAGAGAUCUUUUUCAAUUUUUUUCAUGAUACCCCCAUCCUUCGGGGUUUUUGAUUCUUUGUUGCCGCAUUUACUUUAGAUCGAAUCGUUUCUAUUUAUUGCGGUGAAACACCCUUUCUUGAUAUAUUGACAUGCGGGAUAUGCAAACACUUUGAGCAUUCAAAGUAAAGCUGUGGUGGAUUUUAUGGA
This is a messenger RNA of Manihot esculenta (cassava), 776 nucleotides long. Its product is annotated as 40S ribosomal protein S12. Gene Ontology annotation, molecular function: structural constituent of ribosome. The coding region runs from base 148 to 567 and encodes 139 amino acids. Gene Ontology annotation, biological process: translation. NCBI's taxonomy places the organism in Eukaryota, Viridiplantae, Streptophyta, Magnoliopsida, Malpighiales, Euphorbiaceae. The record is from RefSeq and is a predicted model, not a curated record. Gene Ontology annotation, cellular component: cytosolic small ribosomal subunit; ribosome. The transcript has 4 exons.